Molecule: messenger RNA, 3605 nt
Organism: Physeter macrocephalus (sperm whale)
Lineage: Eukaryota; Metazoa; Chordata; Mammalia; Artiodactyla; Physeteridae
Gene: MEGF11
Product: multiple EGF like domains 11
Exons: 25
Coding region: 4-3426 (1140 amino acids)
Molecular function (GO): protein binding
Source: RefSeq, a predicted model, not a curated record
AGGAUGAUGCUCUCAGUGGCAGGGCUCCUUGUCUGCUCCCUCCUGCAAACCGUCCUCUCCCUCAACCCCGAGGACCCCAACGUGUGCAGCCACUGGGAGAGCUAUGCCGUGACCGUCCAGGAAUCGUACGCACACCCCUUCGAUCAGAUCUACUACACGCGAUGCACAGACAUCCUCAACUGGUUCAAGUGUACCAGGCACCGGAUCAGUUAUAAGACAGCAUAUCGGCGUGGGCUCCGGACCAUGUACCGGCGGAGGUCCCAGUGCUGUCCUGGCUACUACGAAAGCGGAGACUUCUGCAUACCCCUGUGUACAGAGGAGUGUGUGCAUGGCCGCUGUGUUUCCCCGGACACCUGCCACUGUGAGCCCGGCUGGGGAGGGCCCGACUGCUCCAGCGGCUGCGACAGCGACCACUGGGGCCCCCAUUGCAGCAACCGGUGCCAGUGCCAAAACGGAGCCCUGUGCAACCCCAUCACCGGCGCCUGCGUGUGUGCCGCCGGCUUCCGAGGCUGGCGCUGCGAGGAGCUCUGCGCGCCUGGCACCCACGGCAAGGGCUGCCAGCUGCCGUGCCAGUGCCGCCACGGCACCAGCUGCGAUCCCCGCACUGGAGAGUGCCUCUGCUCACCCGGCUAUACUGGCGUCUACUGUGAGGAGCUCUGCCCACCUGGGAGCCACGGGGCUCACUGUGAGCUGCGCUGCCCCUGCCAGAAUGGGGGUACCUGCCACCACGUCACUGGCGAGUGUGCCUGCCCCCCAGGCUGGAUGGGAGCAGUGUGUGCCCAGCCCUGCCCACCAGGGACGUUCGGCCAGAAUUGCAGCCAGGACUGUCCUUGCCACCACGGAGGGCAGUGUGACCACGUGACUGGGCAGUGCCACUGCCCAGCCGGAUACAUGGGGGACAGGUGCCAAGAGGAAUGCCCCUUCGGGACCUUUGGCUUCCAGUGCUCCCUGCGCUGUGACUGCCACAACGGGGGUCAGUGUUCACCCACCACCGGUGCCUGCAAGUGUGAACCUGGCUACAAAGGCCCACGCUGCCAGGAGCGACUGUGCCCCGAGGGCCUGCACGGCCCAGGCUGCAGCUUGCCCUGCCCCUGUGAUGCCGACAACACCAUCAGCUGCCACCCAGUAACUGGAGCUUGCACCUGCCAGCCAGGGUGGUCUGGCCACCACUGCAGUGAAUCCUGCCCUGCUGGCUACUAUGGCGAUGGCUGCCAGCUGCCUUGCACCUGUCAGAACGGCGCCAACUGCCACAGCGUCACUGGGAGCUGCACUUGUGCCCCAGGCUUCAUGGGGGAGGUCUGUGCAGUUCCCUGUACAGCAGGGACCUACGGCCCCAACUGCUCAUCCGUCUGUAGCUGUAACAGCGGUGGCACCUGCUCCCCAGUAGAUGGCUCCUGCACCUGCAAGGAGGGGUGGCAGGGCCUCGACUGCACCCUGCCAUGUCCCAGUGGGACGUGGGGCCUGAACUGCAACGAGAGCUGCACCUGUGCCAAUGGGGCGGCCUGCAGCCCCACCGAUGGUUCCUGCUUCUGCACCCCUGGCUGGCUGGGGGACAACUGCGAACUGCCCUGCCCGGAUGGCACAUUUGGGCUGAACUGCAGUGAGCGUUGUGACUGCAGCCACGCCGAUGGCUGUGAUCCCGUCACAGGCCACUGCUGCUGCCUGGCCGGAUGGACAGGCGUCCACUGUGACAGCAUGUGUCCGCCCGGUCGCUGGGGCCCCAACUGCUCCGUGUCCUGCAGCUGCGAGAACGGCGGCUCCUGCUCCCCAGAGGAUGGGAGCUGCGAGUGUGCCCCGGGCUUCCGAGGACCCUUAUGCCAGAGAAUCUGCGCCCCUGGGUUCUAUGGCCACAGCUGUGCCCAGCCGUGCCCCCUCUGCGUGCACAGCAGCGGGCCCUGCCAUCACGCCAGCGGCAUCUGUGAGUGCCUCCCUGGAUUCUCCGGAACCCUCUGCAACCAAGUGUGUGCUGGAGGGCACUUUGGGCAGGACUGUGCCCAGCUCUGCUCCUGUGCCAACAACGGGACCUGCAGCCCCAUCGAUGGCUCCUGCCAGUGCUUCCCUGGAUGGAUUGGCAAGGACUGCUCACAGGCUUGCCCACCUGGGUUCUGGGGCCCCGCCUGCUUCCACACAUGCAGCUGCCACAACGGGGCGAGCUGUAGCGCCGAGGAUGGGGCCUGCCACUGCACCCCUGGUUGGACCGGACUCUUCUGCACACAGCGCUGCCCAGAAGCAUUUUAUGGGAAGGACUGCGGGCAUGUGUGCCAGUGUCAGAAUGGUGCCAGCUGUGACCACGUCAGCGGCAAGUGUACCUGCCGCACGGGCUUCACCGGGCGACACUGUGAGCAGAGAUGUGCACCAGGAACCUUUGGCUAUGGGUGUCAGCAGCUGUGUGAGUGCAUGAACAAUGCCACCUGUGACCAUGUCACAGGCACCUGUUAUUGCAGCUCUGGAUUCAAAGGGAUCAGGUGUGACCAAGCUGCCCUCAUGAUGGAGGAGCUAAAUCCCUACACCAAGAUCAGCCCAGCACUGGGUGCAGAGAGGCACUCGGUGGGUGCUGUCACAGGCAUCGUCCUCCUGUUGUUCCUCAUUGUGGUGCUGCUGGGCCUGUUCGCCUGGCACCGGCGGCGGCAGAAAGAGAAGGGCCGAGACCUGGCUCCCCGUGUCUCCUACACACCUGCCAUGAGGAUGACCAGCACUGACUACUCCCUCUCAGAUUUGUCUCAAAGUAGCAGCCAUGCCCAGUGCUUUUCCAAUUCCAGCUACCACGCACUGGUGUGCGGGGAGCCUAACACCAGCCAGGCCAGCACUCUGGACAGGAACAGCCCCACCAAGCUCAGUAACAAGUCCCUUGACAGAGACAUGGCAGGCUGGACCCCCUACAGCUAUGUGAACGUGUUAGACUCCCAUUUCCAGAUCAGUGCCCUGGAGGCCAGGUACCCGCCCGAGGACUUCUACAUUGAACUUAGACACCUCAGCCGCCCCGCUGAGCUACACUCACCAGGUGCUUGUGGAAUGGAUAGACGUCAGAACACAUACAUUAUGGACAAAGGCUUCAAAGAUUACAUGAAAGAAUCCGUAUGCAGUUCUAGCACUUGUUCCUUGAAUAGCAGUGAAAACCCUUAUGCCACAAUUAAGGACCUACCCAUCCUCACCUGCACGCUUCCAGAAAGCAGCUAUGUAGAAAUGAAGUCGCCUGUGCACACGGGGUCUCCAUACACAGAUGUGCCAUCCUUGUCGACAUCUAAUAAAAAUAUAUAUGAAGUUGAGCCCACAGUCAGUGUGGUCCAAGAAGGCCGAGGUUGUAACUCCAGCUAUAUCCAGAAUGCAUACGACCUACCUAGGAACAGCCAUAUUCCUGGUCAUUAUAACCUCCUCCCAGUAAGACAGAGCCCUGCCAAUGGGCCGUCCCAGGACAAGCAGUCUUGAGGCAUAAGCCUCUCUCUUGCAAUGUGCUCUGCUGAAUAGUCUCUGACUCUCUGAACGAAGACAAUCCCUUGAUGAAAUAACGGUACAGACUGACUCCAGCUGCGUGUCAGUUAUAACGUUCACCUGGAACUAAAGAAGAGCUUCCAAGUGGGACGGGGUAACUGUUCAAAAGGUCCGUU